This is a messenger RNA of Dictyostelium discoideum AX4, 1539 nucleotides long. RefSeq names its product ubiquitin domain-containing protein (gene usp14). Gene Ontology annotation, biological process: ubiquitin-dependent protein catabolic process; proteasome-mediated ubiquitin-dependent protein catabolic process; protein deubiquitination. Bases 1 to 1539 code for a protein of 512 amino acids. Lineage: Eukaryota; Evosea; Eumycetozoa; Dictyosteliales; Dictyosteliaceae. Gene Ontology annotation, molecular function: cysteine-type deubiquitinase activity. The transcript has 4 exons. The record is from RefSeq and is a predicted model, not a curated record.
AUGGUAAAGGUAAAUGUUAAAUGGAAUAAAGAGAAAUAUGAAGUUGAUGUUGACCCAUCAGAACCAGUUUCAAGUUUUAAAGGUCAAUUAUAUUCAUUAACUAUGGUUCCAAUAGAAAGACAAAAAAUUAUGGGAUUUAAAGGUGGAAUUUUAAAAGAUGAUGCACAAUGGAAAGAUUUAGAUUUAACAGAAGGAAAGAAUUUAAUGUUAAUGGGAUCAGCAGUAGAAUUAGAGAAACCAGAUAAACCAAUUGUAUUCCUUGAAGAUUUACCACCAAGUAAAGCUGCAGCACUUAAUAGUUUAUUACCAGCUGGUUUAACUAAUCUUGGUAAUACUUGUUAUUUAAAUUCAACUUUACAAUGUUUAAAAACUGUACCUGAAUUAUUAACAAUUAUUAAAAAUUAUAAACCAAAAACAAAUUCAAGAUAUUCAAAUUUAUUAAAAAGUUCACAAGGUUUAUUUAAUGAUUUAUCAAGAUUACAUGAACCAGUAACACCAUCAGUAUUUUUGAAUACAUUUAGAAUGUGUUUCCCAAGAUUUUCAGAAAAGAGUCCAGAAGGAUUAUAUAUGCAACAAGAUGCAGAGGAGGCUUGGGGUGAAUUAUUAACAGCCUAUGCUCACGAGUUACCAUUGGAUAAUGCAAAUGGCACUGAUUCACAUUCUGCCGAUUUGAUAAAGAGAUCAAUGAUUGGUAAAUUGUUUGGUAUUCAAGUGGUUGAGAAAUUCACUUGUAAAGAUAAUCCAGAGGAAGAACCAACCACUAGAGAGGAAACACUUUUAAAAUUAGCAUGUAAUAUCACCGUUGAAACAAGUUACCUUUUCGAUGGUCUUAAAAAAGGUUUAGAAGAAGAGAUUUCAAAAGCUUCACCAACACUUCACAAAGAUGCAAUCUAUACAAAGAAAACUUUAAUUAAACAAUUACCAAAAUAUAUUAUGGUUCAAUUUGUUAGAUUCCAUUGGAAAGAUGCAACAAAAACAAAAUCAAAAAUUGUUAGAGUUGUACAAUUCCCAUUUACUUUAGAUUUAUUCGAUUUAUGUACACCAGAAUAUAAAGAAAGAUUAUCACCAAAUAGAAAGAGAGUGGAAGAUGAAUUUAAUGCAUCACUUGAAAGAAAGAGAAAAGUUAUUGGUGGUAGUGGUGAUGGUAAUGAUGAAGAUGAUAAACAAGUUGAAAAGAAAGCAGCAGUUAAUAAUGAUAAUCAACCACAAUCUUCAACUUCUUCAAAUGAUUCAGUUUCUACUACAGGGGCUGCUGUUGAUGAUGAUGUCUUUUUCAAAGAGAAUGAAACUGGUAAAUAUGAAUUAUGUGCUGUUUUAACUCAUCAAGGUAGAUAUGCUGAAUCUGGUCAUUAUGUUGCUUGGGUUAAGAAAUCUGAAAAUAAAUGGUAUAAAUUUGAUGAUCGUGAUGUCACAGAACAUACAGAUGAAGAUAUUAAAAAACUUUCAGGUGGUGGUGAUUUCCAUAUUUGUUAUUUAGCACUUUAUAGAACUCUUACCGUAAAACCAAAAUCUUCUUCAACAAUUACUGAACAAAAAUAA